AUGAUCAUACUUCAUCUAUAUUGCUUGCUCUGCGCGGUCUCAGCAACGUUGGCUGCUUUCCCGUAUGGCUGGUACUACCUCACCGUCGAGCUCAAAGCCAAGGCUUCACCAGCAAUCCUCGAUCGCGAUGUCGCCUAUACGAGCAGCUGGACGAUCGAAGCCGGCUUCAACGAAGCUGAAGAUGUGCAAAUCAGUUGGACUAAUCGAGGUCCUCCGCUCGAAGUGAUCUCGUUUCCGACGGUGGUAGAUGAGGAUACAGGACUUAAAAUGGCUAUGCUGCAGCUUCGCAAGAUCAGUCUACCCCGUCGACAAUACGCAGGUCAAUGGAAUCUCUUCUACGAGUGUUGCCACUUUGUCUGGAUUCAAGAUUGGUUUCUCUUCAUGGAGGCUGCCAAGACAUCAGAGGGAAAUACCGUGGUCGAAUUGGUAUGCACCGGCGAGGAGAAGCCAGCAUAUUGCGCGGCGCAUUUCGAUCCCAUACCAAUGCAAUGCCCCGAUCCGGACACGAGGGUCGUGAAUUCUCAGCAUGUCUGGUAA
Molecule: messenger RNA, 537 nt
Organism: Mixia osmundae IAM 14324
Lineage: Eukaryota; Fungi; Basidiomycota; Mixiomycetes; Mixiales; Mixiaceae
Exons: 10
Coding region: 1-537 (178 amino acids)
Source: RefSeq, a predicted model, not a curated record